This is a messenger RNA of Triplophysa rosa, 3976 nucleotides long. RefSeq names its product chondroitin sulfate synthase 1 (gene chsy1). The coding region runs from base 388 to 2796 and encodes 802 amino acids. NCBI's taxonomy places the organism in Eukaryota, Metazoa, Chordata, Actinopteri, Cypriniformes, Nemacheilidae. The record is from RefSeq and is a predicted model, not a curated record. The transcript has 3 exons. Gene Ontology annotation, cellular component: Golgi cisterna membrane. Gene Ontology annotation, molecular function: glucuronosyl-N-acetylgalactosaminyl-proteoglycan 4-beta-N-acetylgalactosaminyltransferase activity.
CAAACCGCAGACGCGUUUCGAGCAGCAUUCGCUCAAUGGCGAGGUAAACGGCGAAGAGGAGGAUGCAGCAGCCGAGGUCCGUUACACGAUAGACUGUAAAAUCCCCGUGACUUCCCAUCGAUUUAGUCCCGAAAGCGACGGAGAGACCUUCGUAAAUGCGGUCAUGACUCGCGCGGAGCGGAUAAACGGCGAUUAGAUGGCAGUGGGGUGUGAUAUAUGGGGACUGGAGCGAUGCAACGUAUGCAGACGGCGGCGGUAAACGGCGAUUGGCAGCGGUGACCAUGCUCGGACCCGAACCCAGCGCUCUGGACGGGACUGCUGCUGCUACUGGCGUUUAAAAACAGUCUCGAAGACGAAUUAAAGAGCCCAAGACUCGGAGGCGCGAACAUGGCAGGCAGAAGUCGGAGGUCGUGGUUUAGCGUACUGCUGGGUCUGGUGGUCGGGUUCACCCUGGCGUCCAGGCUCAUCUUGCCCCGGGCCAGCGAGCUGAAGAAAGCGGGACAGAAGCGGAGGGCGAGCGGCGGCGCGGGCGGCUGCGGAGGAGGAGCGAUGAUGAUGAUGAUGAUGAUGAAGAAGGAGCAGCACGGAGGGCUGCUGGUGCCCGCCACGGAGAAGCCGUCGGUGUCCCGCUCCGGCAGUUUCCUGUUCGUGGGCGUCAUGACCGCGCAGAAGUACCUGAACAACCGCGCCGUGGCCGCAUAUGGGACCUGGGCCAAAAGCGUUCCCGGCAAAGUGGAGUUUUUCUCCAGCGAGGGUUCCGACACGUCCAUCCCCAUCCCCGUCGUGGCGCUGCAGAACGUGGACGACUCGUACCCUCCGCAGAAGAAGUCCUUCAUGAUGCUCAAGUACAUGCACGACCACUACCUGGACCAGUUCGAGUGGUUCAUGCGGGCCGACGACGACGUCUACAUCAAGAGCGAGAAGCUGGAGAGCUUCCUGAGGAGUCUGAACAGCAGCGAGGCCAUCUUCCUAGGCCAGACGGGCAUGGGCGCGCGCGACGAACUGGGCAAGCUGGCGUUGGAGCCCGGGGAGAACUUCUGCAUGGGCGGCCCGGGUGUCAUCAUGAGCCGGGAGGUGCUGCGCCGGAUGGUGCCCCACAUCCGCCAGUGCCUGCAGGAGAUGUACACCACACACGAGGAUGUGGAGGUGGGCCGCUGCGUGCGGCGUUUCGCCGGCGUGCAGUGCGUCUGGUCCUACGAGAUGCAGCAACUGUUUUACGAGAACUACGAGCCAAACAAGAAAGGCUACAUCCGUGAUCUCCACAACAGUAAAAUACACAGGGCCAUAACUCUUCACCCCAACAAGAACCCACCGUACCAGUACCGACUGCACAGCUACAUGCUGAGCCGCAAGAUCGCCGAACUGCGGCACCGCACCAUCCAGCUCCACCGCGAGAUCGUGCAGAUGAGUCGCUACAGCAACAUGGAGGUGCACAAGGAAGACCUGGAGCUGGGAAUGCCUCCGUCUUUCAUGCGCUUCCAUCCCCAUCAACGAGACGAGGUCCUAGAAUGGGAGUUCCUCACGGGCAAGUACAUCUUCUCAUCAUCGGACGGACAGCCUCCCCGGCGCGGCAUCGACUCCUCGCAGAAGAUGGCGCUGGACGACAUCAUCAUGCAGGUUAUGGAGAUGAUCAACGCCAACGCCAAGACGCGAGGCAGAGUCAUCGACUUCAAAGAGAUCCAGUACGGCUACCGGAGGGUCAACCCCAUGUACGGGGCGGAGUACGUGCUCGAUCUGCUGCUGCUUUACAAAAAGCACAAAGGCAAGACCAUGACGGUGCCGGUCAGGAGACACGCCUACCUUCAGCAGACCUUCAGCAAGAUUCAGUUCCGGGAGGAGGAAGAGAUGGACGCCAGGGUGCUGGCCGCCAGGAUCAACCAGGACUCGGACUCGCUCUCCUUCCUGUCCAACUCUCUGAAGAUGCUCGUUCCGUUCAAGCUCAGCGGUCCCGGCGUAGAACCGCACGAACCCAAAGAGAAGAAGAUCAACAUUCUUGUACCGCUGGCGGGACGCUACGAGAUCUUCGUCCGCUUCAUGGCCAAUUUCGAGAAGAUCUGCCUCAUCCCCAACCAGAACGUCAAGCUUCUCAUUCUGCUCUUUAGCACGGACAACAACACGGAGCGCGUCAAGCAGAUCGAGCUCAUGAGGGAGUACCACAUGAAGUAUCCCAAAGCAGACAUGGAGAUCAAGCCGGUUUCCGGCCCCUUCUCUCGCGCCAUGGCCCUGGAGGUCGGCUCGGCCCACUUCACCAACGAUUCCUUGCUCUUCUACUGUGAUGUGGACUUACUGUUCACUCCCGACUUCUUGAGCAGGUGUCGGGGAAACACCGUGCUCGGGGAGCAGACGUACUUUCCCAUCAUCUUCAGCCAGUACGACCCCAAGGUUGUCUACGCGGGCAAGGUCCCCAGCGACAACCACUACGUGUUCACGUCCAAAACGGGCUUGUGGAGACACUACGGUUUUGGCAUCGUGUGCGUAUACAAAGGAGACCUGAUUCGAGCGGGCGGCUUUGACGUCUCCAUUCAAGGUUGGGGACUGGAGGACGUGGACCUUUUCAACAAGUUCGUCCAGUCCGGGAUUAAGCUGUUCCGGAGCACGGACACAGGUAUCGUUCACGUCCAUCACCCCGUCGUUUGCGACCCCAAUCUAGAUCCCAAACAGUACAAAAUGUGCCUGGGUUCCAAAGCGUCCUCACACGGCUCCACGCAGCAACUCGCUGAGCUGUGGUUGGAGAAGAACGACCAGGGAUUCCGUAGGAUCACGAACUCUAAUAACGGAUCCACGAGGACAGAAUAGACCCGGCGUGUACUCAUUUGUCUGUCUUCCUCUUUAUGGUGUUUUUUUAACUACCUUAUUUAUUUUUACAGAAAAGACUGUGGAUCUAUUUUGAAAAGACUCGUUUUGUAACGUAUACAGGAGCAAAGAGCAAAUCCAGAGUAUUCGGACUCGACCUUUUUUUAGCAAUGUUACAAAUUGCAAAAAAUUAAAGGAACACAGGAGUACGGCGUGACAGAUCUAUUUUACGAAUCCAAUACUGAGCAUUAUAUUUAUGACUGCUGUGUACCUCGCUGUCUGCGCACCAGUCAAUACAUCACAACGAGUUUGAGUUACCAUGUGGUGUCCGGCAAAACGGUAAAUGUUUUUCGUGAAUGUUUACAGAGAGCUAUGAACAAGUGAUUUCGAGUCGGGCAGGGUGAGCUACAAAAACAACAAUCUUAAUUGUGACAAUUAAGGGCCAUUGAUCAAAAAUUUGCUUUAUUUAGUUUGUUUUUCCAGUUGCAUUGUUUUUUAUUUGUUAAGAUGCGUAAUAACACUGUUUUGUUUUCAUUUUUUAUUGACUUCUGUGAACGAAACUGCUGGAUGUAGAUCUUUCCAACUCAUUCCCACUGUUUAAUUUAUUGAUGGUUCAGUCUCGUUUGAUAUCAGACUGAGGUUGUGUAUAUUAGAGAUUGAUAACCGUCUCAGUCAUGGAUGAUGUUUUUGUUGAACUCUUUCUGUCUCAAGUUCCUUUGAUUACCAAAGACUUUUUUGCACAGUUGCUCUAGGUUUGAGAAUGCUUGCGCGUGUGUGUGUGUGUGUGUGUGUGUGCGUGCGUGCGUGUAGUGAUGGAGCAGGAUUUUGUACUGUAGGAUAGCGGUACCUUUGAUCAGAUUUCUAUACUACACAGCUCUCUGAAAGUAUACCGACAACAAGCCACUUAACAAAAUGAAGAAACUCUUUUCUCGUGUAAUCUGAUGGACGAGUCCUUUGCUCCUGUUUUGUUCUUGAAUUGUUAUGUAAGGAUGCACACAGGCAGUUCUUUCGUGUUCGAGCUGAUCGAGCCGUUCAUCAGUCUGAUCAGAUUCUGAUAUAAAUGCAGAUCUCCCACACUUGUUUGUUUCUUUGGGUUUUUUGGGGGCGUCGUCAUUCUUCUGUUCUCUGUUAGCCUCCAUACAACUUGGAAAAAAGUUUUAUAUUUAAUAAAAUGAAAAACCUU